AUUUUGAUUUUUGCCAAGUGUUUACAUUAUCGACUGAUAAAGGUUUUCUAAAUUAAACAUGACUGCCUUAGAAGAUCCACGAACCUAUGUUUUGCCAAAACCUGUAUCGCAAAUUUCACACAAAGGACUUCGUAUUACAGCUCGAAGCGAUGUUGUUUACACUGCUUGUGUUCCUGACAGACAUCAGGUUGCUCAACAGAAUUAUUUUCGACGAAGUUAUCAAAUGAAAAAAUGUGGUUACAAUUCCCUACCACAUAAGCCGUACCAAACUGUUGGCAAAGUGUUCCUUGAUGAUAAAGAUCUUAUUUUAGUCACACUUGGUCAGAAACAGGGCGAAUCUCCACUUAAGGAAUCAAACAUAAAUUCUGUGGAAGAGAACAAACUAUCGGGCUGCGAUGUUGAGAAAAAUCCUGCUGCAAUUGAUAUAAACAUUGAAUUGAAGUUAAAAAAUGAUUCACAAGCACCAUGUUUCUAUGCGCCAAAGGAAAAACUUGAAAAUAUUCAAACCCAGCUGUCGAAAGGAAGAAAAAUGAUGAAUGCUGUUCGCUUGGGUUUCAAUUUGUUUCGUUUUAUCAAAGAAGAACAAGAACGAAAGGCAAAAAUUUCUGAGAUUGAAAGACAACGUAAACUAGAAAAAGUCAAGAAUAGCAUGCAGAUUAUAUCUCCUUGUGAGACUUCUGAUGAAUCUGAAUUUGAAGAAAAUGAAAAUUUUGCCGACGGAACGACAACUCGUAAAGAUGAAGACUGCAAAGAUUUUUUGAAUUUGGACAAAAAUACUGAAGAGACAAGUUGUGUUCAUUCAUUUUCUCCCAAGUCAAGAACUUCAGAAAGAGUUAUUUCAAGAAAAAAACCACGCAGCUCAUCUUUACGACCAUAUUCUCCAGUAUAUUCCAACAUUAACUAUUCUGUUUUGGAUUCGAGACAAUGUGUAUUUCGUCAACUGUGUGCCUUAAAUUGGAUUCUUGACGCUAUGUCUCAAGAUGUUUUUCCACCAGCUGUUCAACCAAUUGCUAAUUGUUGGAAUUUAAAAUAUUUAGAAGAAGAAGUUCGAACCUCACGCAAAAAACUUGAGAAGAAAAAACAAUCUGAAAAUAAUUGGCAAACACUUCUAGUAAAUCCAGCUCGUUUUUCACAGCGAAGUCAUCGUAAAGUUAGGCGGCGUAUAUCGGUUCAUCCGCAGCAUAUUCAACGACUUUCUGGAGUUACAAAUUCAUCAUCAAACGCGAACUUAAUGAAACGAUCCAUUUCACCUAUUGAACAGAAAGUAGGCAGUUUAUCCAGUGCUGAUGCUAUUGAUGCUCCAACUACGUCAUCAAGUGGUGUCGGUCAAGAAAAAGGUACAGCUGACAAUACUGAGGAAUUAAAAGGAAAAGUUAUUUUCCAAGAAAAAAAAGCUAUGUCAGAUAAUGAGAAACGAUUUUCAUGUAUAAAGUCACUUAAAGCGAUGAAUUCAAAUGAACAAAAAUCAGUAAACGAAGGGAAAACCUUUUUAUCUCGCGAACAAGUGACAAAACUUGCGACACAAGAAACAGAUGUUGUUUCGAAAAAGCCUGAGACUCGUGUGAGGGACUGGGUUCGAGAAACAGAUCAGCGUAGCUCAAAAAUGCGAUUUCUUACGGCAGCUUUGGGAACAUUUGGUGUUAUUCGUCUGAGCAAUAAUAUUGACGAAACUCCUUCAGAAAUGAGACGAAAGUUCAGUGAAGUAAAUGAAGAAAGAAAUAUCAUGUUACAUGAUAAACUUGAGAAAAACAUCAAAAGACGAUGGCACGUUUUAAGACGAAAGUUUAUCAGACUUCAUGGAUCGGAUCAUAUACAAAAGGCUCUAGAUGUUAUACGUCAUGACAGUUAUUCAGAUGAGCUCGUAGAGACUGGGGCCGAGAUGAGAGAACGUGUUAGCAAGGAGUGUGCUUGGUACCAAGGCCUUGUAAAUAUAUUUCCAGAGAAUGUAAAAAAUGAUCGAUCCAUUGGUAUUAUCCUUAACAAAAUAGCUCAAUACGGCUCGUUAGAAGGAAGGAAAGUAAGUUCUCAACAUUUUUUAAAAAUCUUGGCAAUAUUGAGACCUUGGGAACUGCGCUUUCCAGAAAUAGCAGCUGCUAUAGAGUUUGUGCGUGAAAAUGUCGUGAAUCUUUCAACUGUGGAUUAUGAUGAUUGGUUGACAUCUUGGAAUUUACCAAGAACACAACCUUGAUCAACUCAAUCAUUUCUACGAAAUAUAUCCAAAGAGAAUCAACGGAUUUAAAAGAAUAAUUUCAUCAACAAGCUUGAAAGACCUGAUGUAUAAAUAUAAAAUCUUUAAUAUGCAUGACGAACUCACAAACAUAUUUCCUUGUGCGGCUUAAAGUAGAAAAGAUAAUAUGUAUUAUUAUUAAGUCACAAUUUUGUAAAAUGAAACAAAUCACUUGGACAUUUGUAAUGUUCGAAAAUUUCUAUGAUAUGAUCGUUUUUGAAUUAUAAUAUUUAAAUAAAGUGAAUGAUUUGAACGCGG
Molecule: messenger RNA, 2485 nt
Organism: Xenia sp. Carnegie-2017
Lineage: Eukaryota; Metazoa; Cnidaria; Anthozoa; Malacalcyonacea; Xeniidae
Product: coiled-coil domain-containing protein 60-like
Exons: 19
Coding region: 59-2188 (709 amino acids)
Source: RefSeq, a predicted model, not a curated record